AUCGUCUCUGCUUUGUGUACGAGAUAUCGCAUUUGUGAACUUUCCUGCUCGUGUUUGCAGGGUGAUAACACUGAGGUGAAAUGCACUUCAAAAACUGGCUCACUCGACUGCAGAGUUGGGUACCCAUACCUGGCGCCUGACCAGACGGCAACAUACGAGAUCAACUUUGAUUUCAACCUGAAUCAACUAAAGAAAAAUGCUGUUGUGAACUUUGAAGUGCAAAGUGACAGUACGGAGGAAGUGACAUCUGAUAACAAGGUCUCUCUAUCCAUCCCAGUCCAGUAUGAUGCCGAAAUCAUCCUCACCAGAGACAUAAGCUUGGAUUAUUGCCUCAUUGGUGCUGAGGAUCAAGUCAAAUACACAGUCUCAGAUUUCAAUGACAUCGGCCCAGAAUUCCACAUAACAUUACGAGUUUCGACUGGAACCUUCCCAAUCAAUCAGGCUCAUCUGACAGUCUCGCUGCCCACCAGCACAAAGGCUGGAAACCAUUUACUUUAUGUGACUUCAGUCGAAACAGCACCUGUUGUAAAUGUGCGGUGUGACAGCGCUCUCAUUGACCCGUUAAACAUCCGAGAGAAACCCUACACUGCCAGCUUCACAAAACUGAGCUUUAGAGGGACAACAGAACUGAAUUGUAAGGCGGCAAAAUGUGAACCCAUGACUUGUGUCCUCGAAGAUCUGGAGAUGAAAACCAGCUACUUUGUAAACAUAACCGCAAGGAUCUGGAAGGGCACUUUUGCCUUUGCGGAUUUUCAGACUGUUUUAGUGGCUGGAAGCUCUGAAAUAGAAACAUCUCAGCCUGAUCUCAUAGUCGUCACACACAAACAACAACAGAUAAAAAUUACAGUCAGUAAAGAAGGAGCGAUUGGAGAUAUUCCUAUUGGUGUUAUCAUAGGAAGUGUCAUUGGCGGACUCCUCCUGUUUGUCCUAGCCACAGUGAUUCUAUGGAAGGUUGGCUUCUUCAAGAGAAAGCGCUUGCCACAGACGGGAAAUGAACAGGACCAGGCAGAACAAGAGGGUCUGUGUGAGAAUCCAGCAUGAACGGGACACAUGACAAUAAUGUCACCUCGAAAUGUACAGAUAAAUAACUGAUAUUCAGUUAGCUGAAAUCCGGGUCCUGCUGGAGGUCUCGGUUAUGAUAAUAUUACUGUAUUUUAAAGCAUCUCACAACUGUUGGACUUAAUCGCUCCUUGCUCAGUUGUGCUCCGUUCUAAAGCGUGGACGAAUGAGUUUGUACUUGCAUGAGAGCUGUGAUGUGUCUUCUUAAGGACAGAGGGGGUUGGGUGAGAUGCCUCUGUCAGUUCCUGCCUCGUUCUAACUUGCUUCAGUAUGUUCAUGGUUCUCAGGUAAAGCAUAUCAGAAACAAGUCUUUACAUCGUUUGAAGUUUGUCUAUUGUCGCUAACGUCCUAUUGUUUUAGUUUCAGACCACUGUUUCUGAGACGUUUAACUCGCUUAUGGCACGAACUCACACUACGAUGACACGUGUGAAAUACUUAUUAUGAAUGACUCUUGCUGUGACUGUUCAAGCCCCAGGGGCAGAUUAAAUUAUGUUCUUGGUUUAAUCCUUGUUUUUGUUGGGCAUGAUCUUCCCUUUUUCUCUUCCUUCUGGCUAUUUCGAAAUAGUUAGCAUAUUUUAAAGAGAUUGAUGCGCAUUGUUA
This is a messenger RNA of Rhinichthys klamathensis goyatoka, 1659 nucleotides long. RefSeq names its product integrin alpha-2-like. The annotation marks the transcript as partial. Gene Ontology annotation, biological process: cell adhesion mediated by integrin; cell-matrix adhesion; integrin-mediated signaling pathway. Gene Ontology annotation, cellular component: integrin complex; external side of plasma membrane. NCBI's taxonomy places the organism in Eukaryota, Metazoa, Chordata, Actinopteri, Cypriniformes, Leuciscidae. Gene Ontology annotation, molecular function: integrin binding. The record is from RefSeq and is a predicted model, not a curated record. The transcript is spliced from 10 exons.